Messenger RNA from Closterium sp. Naga37s-1, 3162 nucleotides. The record is from the annotation of a GenBank genome assembly. NCBI's taxonomy places the organism in Eukaryota, Viridiplantae, Streptophyta, Zygnematophyceae, Desmidiales, Closteriaceae.
AUGACGCUCGUUACGGUGCCUUCAACGUCUCUUAUCACUGCUGCUACAGCCAGCGACGAUGCUUCAGCAGACGCUCACUACACAACCGGACAUGCUACCGCCGUCGGUGCUACUGUUGAGACGGCACCCGCGUUUGAGGAACCGCCGCUCUCGCGUCAGCGGAGGGAGACGGAGGAGCUUUUGUUGGCGGUUAACUCGAGCGUGCUGCUGCGGAUUCUGUCUGACGUCAGCCUGUCUGCGGAGGACCUCGCGCGCCUCGAGCUCGUGUGCGGGUUCUUCCGCCGCCCCGCGCAUCUGACUCCGCAUCCGCGCCUCUCGCUGGCGGAAGUGGCGGCGCACGACCGCUGCCAGCAGCACUCCCUGCGCUUCCGCAUGCUGCCGCGCGCGCAGCAGCGCCUGCUGUGGGCGCGCUGCGGACGUUCGUGGAAGCUUCUGCUGCGCUUUCUUAUCACCAGCGACGCCUGCAUCAGGCACGGGCAGCCGCAAGUGGCAGCGGGGUGUGCGCACAGCGUCGCGGUGGGGCGCGGUGGAGAGGUGUGGACGUUCGGGCAUGGGUCAGCAGGGCAGCUGGGGAGACCCCUGGCUUCUGCUACCAGUGCGACUGGAAGUGCUGGUGGUGCUGCUGCUGGUGGUGCUGCUGGUGUUUUCGGUGCUGGUGGUGUUGGUGGCUUUGCCGCUGUUGCUGCUGCCGGUGGUGUCGGUGGGUUUGCUGGUCUUGCAAACGAUGUGACAACCACUCUAGCAACCACCGCAACGGGGGCUGUGACUGUGACUUUACGGAGUGGGAUUGAAAGGGGGCUGGUGGGGAGCGGUGACGCGUCCGUGGAACCUUCCUGGAAGCCUCAGAUUGUGAGAUCGCUGCUAGGAGUGCGGGUGGUGCAGGCAGCGGCAGGCCGGGCGAGGACCAUGCUGGUCUCGGACACAGGCUCGGUGUAUCACUUCGGCAGGGACUGCUUUGGCGACCAGGAAUACUCCCUCACCUCCCCCGAGCCUGUCACCGAGCCUCGGCUCGUGCAUUCGCUUCGGCACAUUCAAGUCGUCCAGGUGGCGUUGGGGAAUUUCUUCACAGCAGUGCUCUCAGCUGAGGGCCGCGUCUUCACUCUCUCUUGGGGCGGCCGGGGGGACAGCAGACGCACCACCGUCACUGCUGCUGCUGCUGCUGGUGCUGCCGCUGCCGCUGCCGCUGCUGCUGCUCCUGCUGCUGCGGCUGCCGCUUUCCCUGUUGCUGCUGUUUCCGCGAAUUCUGAUGCUGAUGGUGAUGCGAGCCAGAGCUUUAAUAAUGCUGUGGCAGCAGGCAGUGAGAUCCGAGGCGAGAGGCUCGGGCACGCCACCGACCCUGCGGAUACUGUGCCUCGGCAGCUGGCUGGGCCUGGGAUGAGCGCCGUGCUUGGGCUGGGUGGAGGGGGGAGGGGAGGGGUUUGUGUGGGGAGGAAGGGGAGGUUGAGGGGGAAGGCGGGAAAAGGGGUGGGAAUGAAAGGGAAGGGGUUGGCAGGUUGUUGUGGAGUCACAGGGUGUAGUGUGGGCUUGGAUGUUGGUUCUUCUAGCGGUGCUGGUGCUGCUGGUGUUGCUGCUGGUGCGGGUGCUGGUGCUGGUGGUGCUGGCUGUGGCAGCUGCAAGUGUGGUGAAACGCAUAUGGAGAUGGAGAAAAUGGUGGAAGGAUGGGGAGAGGAGAACAAAGAAGAGGAGGAAAAGGAGGAGGAGGAGGAGGAGGGCGGGAUAGUGUCACUUCCAGUGGUGCAGAUAGCAGGGGGGCACUGCUACUUGCUCGGAUUGACUUGCGCCAAGGAACCUCACGGCAGGUCUGUCUGGUCCAUUGGCUGUGGUCUGGGCGGCAAGCUAGGCCACGGCACAAAGUACGACGAACGCCGCCCGAAAGAGAUCGCACACUUUAAAACCCUGGAGUUCGCCCCCACAGCCGUUGCUGCAGGCGCGUGGCAUGCUGCUGCUGUUGCUGCUGACGGUAGAGUUGCCACGUGGGGGUGGGGCAGGCACGGGUGCCUGGGGCAUGGGAAGGACCAGUGUGAAACGCUGCCCAGGGUAAUUGAGAACUUGUGUCAAAAGGAGGGGGGUAGGAGUGGUGGGGUGGAAGGGGGUACGGCGGUGGGGGUUGGUGCUGGUGCUGGUGCGAAUGAUGGUGCUGCUUCCGGUGCUGCUUCUGCUUCUGCUGCUUCUGCCCCUGCUGGAUCAGAGGCAGCUGCCUGCAGGGAUGAAUCGCACGGCUCACGUGACACGGCCAGCCACAAGCUCCAUCCAGCCGUUAAAGCAUGCCACGUGGCAGCAGGGGAUUACACGACGUUUGUGGUGGGGGAGGGCGGCAAGGUGUGGUCGUUUGGGAGCGCGGAGAGCGCGUGUUUGGGGCAUGGAGGCGGGUGGGAGAGGGGGGAGGAGGAGGAAGGCGAGGAGAUGGACGAUGCUGAUUUGCACGAUAUCGUGGAUGUGAUGCAGCCCAGGCGGGUGUCUCUGCCGGAGGAGCGAGCUGCCCACCCCCCUGCUGCUCUCCCCCCUGCUUCUUUUUCCCCUCCUGCAUUGCCUCUCCCUUACACUGCCCACUUCCCCACCCUUUGCCAGUUGAGGCAGCAUCGGAGGCGCAAUCGGGAUGUGAUGCAGCCGCGGCGGGUGACUCUGCUGGAAGAGCGAGCUUCCCACCCACCUGCUCCUCUACCCACUGCGCCUGGCGCCGCUCCUGCUGCUCCUGCUGCUAGUCCCGCUGCUGAUGCUGCUGGUGCUGCUGGUGCUGCUAGUACUGCUGCUGAUGCUGCUGAUGAUGCUUCUACAGCACUCCAGUCUACUGCCAACCCGCUUGUUCCUGCUUCUGCUGCCACCCCUCCUGAUGCUUCAAGUCCUGUUGCGGCCACUGGUGCUGCCGCCACACUGCUAUGUCGGGGGCCUGCUGGGGCAUGGCAAGGGGGCAUGAGAGGGCUGUUCACGUGGGGCAGUCUGCCCGCUGCUGCCACUGCAGGACGAGGGAGAGACUCUGCAACGACUCCUUAUGCUGCUGCUGAUGCUACCCAUACUUCUGCUGCUAAUGCUGCUGCUAAUACUACUACUGCUGCUGCUGCUGCUGCUGCUGCUGCUGCUGCUGCUGUUGCUGGGCAGCUGGGGGCGCCCCCUGCUGCAGGGGACACCUCUUUCCCCCAGUUCGUAAAGGGGCUGGUUCUUUGA